Molecule: messenger RNA, 1188 nt
Organism: Echinococcus granulosus
Lineage: Eukaryota; Metazoa; Platyhelminthes; Cestoda; Cyclophyllidea; Taeniidae
Exons: 1
Coding region: 1-1188 (395 amino acids)
Source: RefSeq, a predicted model, not a curated record
AUGCGCGAUCAGCUGCCGUUUAGGCGUGUUUUUACACACAACAACUGUGUCCAGUGGUUCCGUCCCAUCAAGAACAUUAACAAUCGGCAUAUUUUAGAGGACAUUUUUAAAGAGAUGACCUAUGGAAAUGAGAAUGAGGUCAGAACUGCCUACCUAGCCGCAAUGGAUAUAGUUAGAUUUUCAACUAGUGAGGCGUUGCUUGUCUUUCUGCAGAAUGGAGGAUUGAUAGCUCUCAAAAAUCUCAUCAACAGUUGCCACCUCGGAAAUCGAGGUCAGGCGACAUUUGGAUUGGCACUUAACAUUCUCGAGGGCCUACUCGCUGUCAGUGCUGAUGUCAGGGUCUACCUCCUCCGGUAUUGGGACAUGCUGUUACGUCCAGUUAAAAAGUCUUUUGCGCAUUUUCAACGCACCUAUGGAUGUACGGAUGUAAAGGGAAAGUUAAGCCCAUUCGGCAGUAGGAGUGAGUUUCCAGACAUGUGUGCACAUUUCUACCGAUUUCGACUGGAGGAGAGAAACAACUCACACCGACUACCUCCAGACCAUGAUGUUGGCCUCUUCUCCGAGUACUUAAGAACUUUGGAAAUCAUAGUUCACACAGCUCCUGACUCAACUCCAGCUCUCUUGAAGAAGGUGUUUCUAGCUAAUAAACGCCUCGAUCCCUUCCACAAAAGCAUCAAGGACUUGAACUUGCGUGUCCCAUCCAAAAAAGCCGAUUUCGUGUAUGGUCCAAGGGUGGAUUUGAUCCGCCAGGAGAGUUUGGGCACACCCCUGAAAAUUGUGCCUUACCUCAAGUUCUUUUUCAAAUUGGAAAAAGCAAAUUCAAAACAAGUGGAUAAGACUGAAGGUGGGGGUGGAAAAACUACUUCUAAACUGGGCGCUAAGAAAUCCGAAAUUGCUGAUGUUGAGGUGACGUGUUUUGACACGAUGAAAGGGAUUGCUCUUGAACCACCACCAGUGGAGGAGCCGAAAGCACCUCAAAUGAAGUUUUGUCAACAACUGGAUGACUCAAACCGUCUAGCAGCAGUUCAUGUGUUGUCACACACGACUCCGUCUAUUGUGGCUCUCACAAAUAAGAAUCCGCUUUUCUGUCCAUCCGUUCGAAAGCUGAUUGAUCCUACCGGCAAGUUGGAAGACACUGCCUUGAAAAUUAUGAAGUUUAAACCUCCCAAAAUUGCUCACGAAAUCUAG